This is a messenger RNA of Protopolystoma xenopodis, 528 nucleotides long. The record is from the annotation of a GenBank genome assembly. Lineage: Eukaryota; Metazoa; Platyhelminthes; Monogenea; Polystomatidea; Polystomatidae.
AUGCUGAAAUUGCAGACCGUCGUCAAAAAGCCAGGAAUAGACCGCCCGUCCCACACUGGCCUCAACAAAAUAGAGCUCACCUCGAAUACAGGACGCCAGCACUCUGCACCGGCACACGAAGCGCGGCGUUCGGAGGCUUCUGUAUGUGGGCAAAGACGCGCCAAAUCAGCCGGUUUCAGGUACGGUGCAAUGAACGGCGGCACGAGGGCAAGUGGAAUCAAGUUGCUGGCAAUGCGAACAGCCUCAACUAAUCCGGAUGGAGUGAAGCACUCUGCGGCCCUACGCUCCGGCGUCCGACCGCGCAGCAGCAAACUGCCUUGGGGCACAAUUGUGCCUCCCACGUUUGGUUUGGGCCAUCAACGCCUAACAGCCUACGAGUUACAGCAAACUGUUUCUAGGCUCUACCAAGUGCCAAUGCGUGAUGAAUUAGUCUGGAUGAGUCGAUUUCGUAGAAGACCCACUCCAAGCGGCAGUGCGAACUCCAGGAAGCUGAGCAAACGACAAAUAGACGAUAUGGUAUGUCAAUGA